Tripterygium wilfordii is the source of this 1168-nucleotide messenger RNA. RefSeq names its product exosome complex component RRP4 homolog. The transcript has 7 exons. Gene Ontology annotation, biological process: nuclear polyadenylation-dependent rRNA catabolic process; U4 snRNA 3'-end processing; exonucleolytic trimming to generate mature 3'-end of 5.8S rRNA from tricistronic rRNA transcript (SSU-rRNA, 5.8S rRNA, LSU-rRNA). Bases 1 to 996 code for a protein of 331 amino acids. Gene Ontology annotation, molecular function: RNA binding. Gene Ontology annotation, cellular component: nuclear exosome (RNase complex); cytoplasmic exosome (RNase complex). The record is from RefSeq and is a predicted model, not a curated record. NCBI's taxonomy places the organism in Eukaryota, Viridiplantae, Streptophyta, Magnoliopsida, Celastrales, Celastraceae.
AUGAGAGGGUUACAGGUAUCUUUGAACCAGACGCAGAAGAUCAGACUGCAGAGGGCUCUGCAACAGCUUGAAUCGUUGUCUUCUAAAGUGAAUGUCAAUGCUUCCGUCACUGUCGCCGAUACUAUCCCGGUGAACUUCGAAGACAACAUUCUAAAGGGUCACGGAACUGUAGAGCGAGACGGUGAACUGGUGGCGACUUUGUGUGGAGUGGUUGAGCGAGUUAACAAACUGGUUUACGUUCGUCCUUUGCGAUCCAGAUACAAGCCAGAAAUUGGGGAUAUUAUUGUGGGAAGAGUUGUUGAGAUUGUUCCUAAGCGUUGGAAAUUGGAAAUAAACUUCAGCCAAGAUGCAGUGUUAAUGCUUUCUUCGAUGAACCUGGCCGAUGGUAUUCAGAGGCGUCGUACUGCUGUGGAUGAACUCAACAUGCGUAGCUUUUUCGAGGAGAAUGAUGUUGUGUGUGCUGAAGUUCGUAAUUUCCAGCAUGAUGGAAGUUUACAGCUUCAAGCAAGAAGUCAGAAGUAUGGAAAGCUUGAGAAGGGUCAAUUGCUCACUAUCCCUCCUUAUCUAGUGAAAAGACGCAAACAACAUUUUCACCAUAUGGAACAGUAUGGAGUUGACUUAGUUCUUGGAUGUAAUGGGUUCAUCUGGAUUGGUGAACAUGUUGAAGUCAGAGACACAAUGAGUGGGGACCAAGUAAGUAAUACCGAGCAACAGAAUACAAAAUCCAGUACCAGUACAAAUUAUAUGGAUCUUGAAGAACAAGAACAAGGUUACACACCAUUGGAGACAAGGCAGAAUAUAUGCCGGAUUGCAAAUUCUGUACGGGUUUUGUCGUCUUUAGGCUUCAAUAUAACUGUAGAAGUGAUUAUGGAGACAGUCGACUUGAGCGGCACUAUGAAUCUUGAGGUGCACGAGAUGCUUGGAUCUGAGUUUUAUGUUUUAGUUGCUGAGAAAGAGGCUGAACGGCGAUGCUCGUCCGGGAAGAAGAAAGGGUGAUUGUAGCCUAUGUUUGCAAUUGCAAAUCAAUUGUCCUUGAUGGCUUGAUUAGUGUCUUACAUACUACAUCAAACAGAUCUGUAAUUUUCAUAUUCAGAAUCAAGGCAGUUUUUCUGACACUGAAUGUUUCAUAAUCCAUAGUGUAGUGUAAACUCUCCAGCUGCAUUCCAAU